Messenger RNA from Drosophila bipectinata, 1581 nucleotides. RefSeq names its product Gustatory receptor 23a (gene Gr23a). Lineage: Eukaryota; Metazoa; Arthropoda; Insecta; Diptera; Drosophilidae. Gene Ontology annotation, cellular component: axon; dendrite; membrane. Gene Ontology annotation, biological process: male courtship behavior; chemosensory behavior; sensory perception of taste. The record is from RefSeq and is a predicted model, not a curated record.
GCGUUUCACUUUUGGACAAAAUUAUAGUACCCUCUGCAAGGGUAUAAAAUUUAAUAUCACCCUAAUAAAUCAUACCCGCGCUGCCAAAAUUACUUCUAGUCAUGUUCCAAAUAUGAGUAUUUAAAUAGACCACCCCAUAAUGAAAACGUCCAGUGUCCGUUUGAGUCAAAAACACAAUGAAGUACUUGGAAUGCCUAACCCGUCGAAUCCUGUCUGCAGUUUUCUGGGCAAUGGGCUUGGUGCCCUUGCCACCGAUUUCGCAACACUGGCGACUGCUGCUCUCCGCUGCCCUUCGCUGCGGGUGGGUUGCCUAUAUCGCGUUUUUACUAACAGUGUCCCUUACUUUUGAAUCGGUGGCCUUUGAAAGUAUCGGAAACGUAGUGGGCACAGUGCUCUUUGUGGGAAAUUCUGUGCUGGGACUGCUGCUGCUCCUGGAAAGUGUUCUGCAGCAGACGACUCACGGCCAGUUGGAGGCCCUGCGCUUCCAGUCGGAGCUGCAGCUUCAGCGCCUGGGAAUGUUCGACAGAUGUCGUCAGGCCGGACACCUCCUCGCCUUGAUAGGUGGUCAGUUUUCCUGUGACCUUGUAAGGAUUCUGAUCAAUUCGAGGAACCAGGUGUCCCCCGUGUUCACCAUAUCCCUGCCGCUAAUGUGGCUCCUUCGAUUUCGCUAUGUUCAGCUCGUGCAGUAUGUUAUGGAUCUGAAUCAGCGUUCCCUUCAGCUGAGGCAGGCUCUGCUGUCCUUGGCGUCGGGCAAUGACUUGUGGCAGCCAUACGGAGUGCAGGAUUGCCGUCAACUCCAUACCUUGCGGAUAACCUACGAACGCAUCUUCGAAUGCUACGAGGCUUUUAGUGACUGCUACGGCUGGGGCAUGUUAGGCCUCCACCUGGUGACCGGCUUCGAGUUCGUUACCAACGCCUACUGGAUACUGAUGGACCUGUAUGAGGGCCAGGUCCUCCUAACCCUGUUCUUUAACGGAGCCACUGCCAUCGACUUUGGCACGCCCAUCGUCACUUUAUUUUGGCACGGCGAUGCUGGGGCGGAAAACGGUCGCCAGAUCGGCUGUUUGAUCUCCAAGUUGGUGAAGCCCAUGGGCAGCAAGAGAUACAACGACCUGGUCAGUGAGUUUUCGUUGCAAACGCUCCAUCAGCGAUUUGUGGUCACCGCCAAGGACUUCUUCAGUCUCAACCUUCACUUGCUCAGUAGCAUGUUUGCAGCAGUGGUUACCUACCUGGUAAUCCUUAUACAGUUCAUGUUUGCCGAGAGAAGUGCGAAGAGAAUUUCCGAAUCAGAAUAAACAGAUCAAUUUCUAAGGGACUCCUUAUAAUGAUACCAAGACCCAAAAGGGAAUGCAAGUUUUUAGUCGCAGAAGAUUAAAUUUUGAAUGAUUUAAUUAUGAACCAUACUAUGUGUUAUAAGCCGAGAAACUAAGGACCGCUUCAGGAAUGCUUAUUUUUGUCACAUUCCCAACCAGAGAAUAACCCUAAUUAUUUAUGCCACCCACGACUAGGAGAUGGGCUGGAUUCUGCGAGGGUCGUUCGGAACAGAAAGUUAGAUUGCUCAAAAGUUUUAUCUUUCGUUUU